AACCAGGGUGCGGUGGCGCAGGAGGCAUCUGUACGCCCUCGUCGGAGCGGUCUGGCCCUCGGCGUGCCGCGGGCCCAGAUGGGGUAGACUCCGCCGGCGCGGGAGAGGAUGGCCAACGACCGCAUCCGCGUGGCCGCGCGCGUGCGCCCACUGAGCCUGCAGGAGGAGGAGCGAGGCGAGUCCACGGCCGUGCGCGUCCAGGACGAGAACGUGGUCGUGCUGCAGCUGCCCGCCGAGCCCGCCGCGGGGGGGCCCCGGGCCUCGGUCCUCGGGGCGGGCCCCCGCGAGGGCCCCGGGCGCCCGUCGGUGGGCGGGUUCGGCCGCCAGUGCGACGGCGCCCAGGAUGCCGCCUCUCACGCGUUCGGGUUCGACCACACCUUCACCUCGGCACGAGGGGACGACGUCGAGACCCAGCAGGAGGACGUCUACAACCAGAUCGGGAGGCCGCUGCUGCAGGACUCCCUGGAGGGCAUACCCGGGGGGCGGCUGCCUCUUCGCCUACGGCAUCAGCGGCAGCGGCAAGACCUUCUCCCUGCUUGGCGGCCCGGAGGCUCCAGGCGUGCUCCCGCUCCUGGCCGACGAGCUGCUGGAGGCUCAGCGCGAGGCUGGCAGGACGGACGGCACCGACGAGGUGCGCAUCCACGCCGCCUUCCUGGAGCUCUACAACGAGAACCUGGUGGACCUCCUGUCGGACUCGCGCGACCGCCUGCGGCUCUUCGAGAGCCGGGAGGAGGGCGUCGUCGUGCCGGGCCUGCUGGAGGCCGAGGUCCAGGGCCGCGACAGCUUCUCGUCCCUUCUCGACCUGGCAACCAGCCGGCGCUCCGUCGGCGAGACCCGCGUGAACACCCACAGUUCAAGGUCACACAUGCUCGUCCAGCUGCGAGUUCAGCGGACAAGCAACGAGUGCACGACGCGCGCCAAGGUCCACGUAAUCGAUUUGGCUGGCUCCGAGCGACAGCGACGUGCACGCAGCGAGGGCGCUCGGAUGAAGGAGGGGAUACACAUCAACGUCUCGCUGUCUGCGCUCGGUCUUGUGAUAUCCCGAUUGUCUGAGAUUGCGCAGGGCCGAAACCAUUGUUCUGUCCCCUUCCGAGACUCAAAGUUGACAUUCUUACUCAAAGACUCUCUGUCUGGGAAUGCACGUACACAGGUCUUGGUCGCUCUAACUCCAGCCAGUUCGUGUGCCGAGGAGUCGUUGUCCACACUGCGUUUCGCGCAAUCGGUCAAGAAGAUACACACUCGUGCUGUUGCCGACAUCAUCAAGGCUGGUGCACUGCGUGCUGACCGAGAUCUGCAGGCCCUCCAAGCAGAGGUGAACCGCCUGAAGGCUGAGCUUGACUCCAAGUUCUUGGACUCGAUGGCCAGCUGCUCGUUCUGCCGUGGCGGCAAGGGUGCCGAUUUUCCGAGCGAGCCGGCUGAGGCAUCGUGCGACGCGGGCGGGAAGCAGCUGCGGCGGCUGCAGGGGCAGUACCUCUCGCCCACCAACCGCACGAUACAGGUCGGCGGGGACGGCAGCGUGGUCUUCCAGGGCGGCAGCGACCACCACCCGAUCCGCAUCUCGCCCCCCGCCUCGCCGGAGGCCGAGGAGGAGGACCCCGGGCCGUCUGGCGGCGGGGCAGAGUAUCGGCUGUACUCCGAGGGCGACCCGGAGUAUCGGUACCUGCUUGUUGCCGAGGAAGAGGGGGCGCUGGUCUGGCGGCACGAGGACAACCCUGAUGCCGACGACGCCAACGAGCUCAUCCGCUGGCAGCGCGUUGCCUCGCAGCACGAGGCGGCCCUCGGCCGUGUUCGGCGCGCCGCAGCCGAGUCCAAGUCGCUGGGCCCCGUGGCUGCGGCGGCCGAGCUGCUGCUGCAGAGGCUAGUACCGAGCAAGGUCGAGGGCGCUGCCGACGAGCUCGUCUUGCUGUGCGAGGAGAUCGACGAGACGAACGUCCUCCUCGGCCGCGCGGGGGUGACGCCUCCGGCCGCCGCCGCGGGGGCCUCCUCGGCCCCGCGCCUCGAGGCCACCUGGCUGGCGCCCGAGCCCAACCCGGACCUGCCGCCCAGGGAGCUGCUCCGCGUGAAGGCCACCACCGCGCUGGGCAGGGAGAUCUGGUCGCUCGACGAGUUCCGGGCGCGCCUCCAGGUCCUGCGCCAGGGUGGCGGCAGUGCCGCGGACUCGUGGGCGCAGGACCCGCGGCUGCUGCGGCGGAGGGUCGGGAGCUUCUGGGCCGGCCGCGGCCAUGACCCGGAAGUGUCCCCGGCCGCGCGCGGGCCGCCCCGCAGCGCCCGCGCCCCCGCUGGCCGCGGCGAGCAGCACCGCGCGUCCCCCGCCCGCGCUGCCAGCGCCAGCCCGCCGUCCGCGCAGGCGCACCGCUGCCGCAGCCUGAGCCCCCGCGCCAGCGGAACCCGCGGCUCCGGCCGGCUCAGCCCCGCGCCGCGGGCGCUGUGGAAGCGGAGCGACCCGCCCACGGUGGCCUUCGGCCAGAGGCCGCCGUCCGCGUCCCCCAAGUCCAGCGGGCCGGUGGUGCCGCCGGUGAAGGGGCUGCCCAGCGACAGAGCGGCCUUCGCGCACGUCUCGCCCCGCCCUGGGCCUGGGCCGCUGGUGCCUCGCAGCAGCUUGUCGCCGUGGUCCCUGCCGAGGGCCAGCAACACUUCGCCACCGCCGAUGCCGAGGUCCAGCUCCGGCAGCCGCGGGGAGUUCCACACCCUGAGGGGCAGCUACUCCUCCACGUCGGGGGUGACGGUGGAGGUGGGCCUGAACGGCACGGUCGACUUCGGCGGCGCGACGCUGCUGAUGAAGCGGCAGGACGGGGAAGUGCUCCUCAGCAACCCCGCGUGUGCCGGCUACGGGCCCUACCGGCUCCUCGCGCAGCAGCCCGAUGGCGUCCUCCUGUGGCAGCACACUGACCCCGCAGAGCGCGAGGCCGCUCCGAUCAAGUGGGCGCCGGCGGCCCCCGUCGUGCGAAGGAAGUCGUGGUCCGAGCAGCACCCGCCGGUCCCCGAGGAGGCCGCGCUCGUGCGCAACGCCUCCGAGGGCGCCGAGGCGCCCCGGCCGCGGGCGGCGCCCGCGCACCGGGCCUCGCUGCCGGGCGCCCUCGGCGACAGAGGCGGCGGAGGCGGCGGCCCGGGAGCCCG
Molecule: messenger RNA, 3117 nt
Organism: Prorocentrum cordatum
Lineage: Eukaryota; Dinophyceae; Prorocentrales; Prorocentraceae
Source: the annotation of a GenBank genome assembly